Molecule: messenger RNA, 384 nt
Organism: Melampsora larici-populina 98AG31
Lineage: Eukaryota; Fungi; Basidiomycota; Pucciniomycetes; Pucciniales; Melampsoraceae
Exons: 4
Coding region: 1-384 (127 amino acids)
Biological process (GO): DNA topological change
Cellular component (GO): nucleus
Molecular function (GO): DNA topoisomerase type I (single strand cut, ATP-independent) activity; DNA binding
Source: RefSeq, a predicted model, not a curated record
AUGAGCGGCGCAAGGUUCGGUUCUCGUAUUGUGUGUGGCGGAGAAACCCUCGAUAGCUCAAGCAAUCACAGAGAUAAUCGAUUUCAAAUCCAAAUCAGCUUUACCGCCACUUCGCUCUUGGGCCAUUUAACUCAGUCUGACUUCGAUGCACAUCACAAAAAAUGGUCAAAUUGUGACCCGUUUGCCUCGUUCGACAUGCCAAUCGAGCGUUUUGUCACCCCUACAGAUUGUGAUAGAGAAGGCGAGCACAUCGGUUCUGAGAUCAAGUCCGUAUGUCUGAAGGCCAACCGGAACAUUACUGUCUCUUGGGCUUGCUUCAGUGUGAUCAUCCCUGCGUGCGUAUCAAGUUUCCCCUUUACAAGGCUUCACUGUCAAUUGAAAUGA